Ruditapes philippinarum (Manila clam) is the source of this 1252-nucleotide messenger RNA. RefSeq lists its product as uncharacterized. The record is from RefSeq and is a predicted model, not a curated record. The annotation marks the transcript as partial. Lineage: Eukaryota; Metazoa; Mollusca; Bivalvia; Venerida; Veneridae. The transcript is spliced from 5 exons.
CAAUUACUUACUUCUGACAUAUCUACACAAACGGAAACUUGUGCAGACUUAGACGACGAAAGAUCCAGAUUGGUAGAAAAGAUAGAAAAGUUACAAAUAGACAGGAAUGGAAUAGAAAACCAUGCCAGACAACUCAAAGCCGACAAUGAUGAUCUCCUUAUUCGGUUAAGUAAAUUGGCAGGAGAUAAACUUACAGAUAACAAUCCAGCUAUAACAGACCUGAGUGAUAGUAACAGACCUGUCAAGCUUGGAGAGUUUUAUAGUGAACUAUAUGACAAUGAAUGGACAGACGCGUAUGAUGCAUUGUUAAAGGCUGGAUACACCGAUGAUGAGACAAUUACGAUCCUUAAUCGCACAUUAAAACACGUGAUGACGUAUUGUGAAGCUAACGCAGACAAACUUGUAAUAGGAUUACCUGAUACCAUUUACAACUUUUUUGAAGAAAACGACAGUUUUUUUCUGCAGAUACAUUCUUUCGGACCAUGUCAACCAUAUAACGUGUGUGAAAUAUGGUCACCUAAAGUCAACUUAAAUGAAAAAAGAUCGGAGAUCAAAAACCAUAAACAGGUAACCAUAGAAGGAAAUGCAACAGUUGAUAUAAGAGAUACAGUCAGAAGGUUCACAAAGGAGAUAUCAGUCGAAAUUGUUCCACUCGUAAAGAUGGGGUUUUUGAAAGCGGCCAACUGGAAUGAUAAUUGUAUAGAAGAUCUUAAACCUUUCAUUUUAAAAUGUGUUUACCUCUGUUGGAUGAUGUCAGUUCAAUCCCAAAGAAUGGUUCUGCACGAACUUCCAACUGACAGAACAGAUGUGCCGUUUGAUAAAGGCUUAUAUAAAGAAUAUAUUACAUCCGGGCCAGUAGUUAAAUACGUCGUUUGGCCAGCGCUUCUUUUACAGAAAGAUGGUCCUCUUGUCUGUAAGGGUGUAGCUGAAGGGAUGCAACCUGAAUCAAAAAAAGAUUAUGUAUAACAUUCUUACAUCCAAGAACAUUUUAUUUCCAUGUAUAAGGACAUGUUUAGGUGCUAGUGGGAGUGAGGGAUGUUGUACGUUUUCAUUAUCCCUCAUACUAUUUAUGAUAAUAUUUGGCAAUAUUAGGAAGCAUUCGAUUUUGCAAUAAUUUUCUUUAUUAAUUGUAAAUAUUCUGUCAAAAACACAUUGUUCAUUAGGUAUAUUUUCAUAAGAAACAAUAAAGUACGAUGUUUGGAAUUUCUAGCAUUGUGUAUAGUUGUUCACUUGUUUACACCCACUAGACCGU